Rotaria sordida is the source of this 491-nucleotide messenger RNA. Lineage: Eukaryota; Metazoa; Rotifera; Eurotatoria; Philodinida; Philodinidae. The record is from the annotation of a GenBank genome assembly.
AUGUCAAAUUAUUCACCAGUUCAAUAUCCAGUACCAGUUAAUGUACCAUUUAUAUCUCCUUUAAUUGCUGCUCAAUGGGAUCACUCUCAACAAUGGAAAAUUCCAACAUUUGAAAUGUUUACACAAUCAUUAGGUUCAACACAACAAACUAAACAUGAAAUAGAUCUUAAUGAUGGUAGUGAAUAUUCAUUUAUAAUCGGUCAUCAAAUUGAUGGUCGUUGUUUAUUUCCUGCAACUGGUUAUCUUAUUUUAGUAUGGAAAACAUUUGCUAAAUUAUAUAAUUAUGAAGAUUAUCAUCAAAUGUCAGUUUUAUUUGAACAAAUUCGAAUACAUCGUGCAACAAUAUGUUCAUUAACAAAUCAAAUUAUUUUUUAUGUUAAUAUUUUACCAAUAAAUGGUACAUUUGAAAUUAUUAAAAAUAAUACUAUUAUUGUUACUGGUCGUAUAUCACUAAAUGAACAAUUAACAAUGCAAAAAUUUCACAAACAAAU